UUCCUCCUAUAUGUGAAACCAUCUGAUAUUUUUCUUUUUCCUUCUGACUUAUUUUACUGAUCAUAAGUCCUUCCAGCUCAUCCAAGUUGCUGCAAAUGGCACGAGUUUAUCUUUUUGAUUGCUGAAUAGUAUUUCAUUGUGUAUAUAUACCACAUCUUCUUGAUCCAGUUAUCUAUUUUUGGGCAUUUGGGUUGUUUCCAUAUUUUACUUAUAGUAAAUAGUGAUGCAGUAAACAUAGGGAUGCAGGUGUCCAUUUGAAUUAAUGUUUUUGUGCUCUUUGGAUAGAUUCCUUGGAGUAGAAUUGCUGGUGUCCGGAGCCGCCUGGAGCCUGCGCCGUGUUGCGCAACACACGUGCUAUUAAUUAGUUUUCGCUUUACCGUUUGCCUGCUGAGAAACCACAGGUGUUUCCUAUUAAUCAAAUGAGACUGGGAGGUACGAUGGGAGGAGCUACCAGGAUAUAAGAAGAGAACGACGAGAAGGUCAGGAGAUUAUUAUUGCAAGAGGUUACCGCGAGAGGAGCAGAGAGAAGGUCAGGGAAGGUAGAAAGACAGGGAAAAGUAAAAGAAAGCCCUUCUCUUUUCCUGCCUAUGAAUCCCGCGGGUCGGGACAGGUGGCGCCCAACGUGCGGCACGAAAAAGAACGAAGGAACCGCUGAAAGACCAGCUGUGGUGAGCCGGCAAGUAAAGUAAAGUAAGGUAAGGUAGCUGGGAUCAUGGGCAAUGCAAUGUCCAAGGGGCAGUUAGUUAUUUCCCUGGAAGCUCUCCUAAAAGAGUUUGGGGUUCCUCUCAGUAGAAAAAUUCUUAAAAGAUUUGUAGAGACCCUUAGUAUCACUAGUAAGUGGUUUCUGGAGCAGGAUCAGGUCGAUAGUGCCAAAUGGAAUAAGGUAAAAGGAGAUAUCGUCUUACCUCAACAAUUAUAUGGUCUUGAGUCUCUUCCUGGCCCUACCUUGAUGGUCUGGGGAGUGGUGGGAGAUGCUCUUAAUGCCUGUGGUACUGCUGCCGCUCAGUUAGCCACUGAGGCCGUCAGGACAGCGAGACAAACAGAGGAAGAAGAUAGAAGUUCCAUUAUGAGUUCUACAUCGGUAAGUCCCCCUUCCUCUACUCAAAAAAUACCAACAGCCCCUCCCCUAGAUUAUUCUACCCAUGAGUCGGGAGGAGAGGAGGAACAGGAUGAGAAAGGUCUCAGUUGUUAUAAUCCAAGGAAGCGUAAAAGGAGAUGGAAAACACCUGGGGAGCCACCUCCUGCGCCACCUCCUAGAACACUGGACAGGGUUGAUCUUCCGUUAAUGGAAAGACUGUGCUCUAUGAUGGAAAGAGCCUUGGUUUCCCAGGCUCCUAAUUAUGCUUACCCAGUCAUGGAAGGGACAGAUCCUCAAGGGGUGCUUACUAGAGUACAUGUCUCCAUCGACACAUUCUCUGGUUUUCUUUUCGCCUCCCCACAUUGCGGUGAAAAGACUUCUGAUGUCCGCUCACAUUUGUUACAAGCGUUUGCGGUAAUGGGCCGCCCACGUGUCAUUAAGACAGAUAGCGGUUCUGGUUAUACCAGUAAGGCUUUUGCCUCCUUUUGUGCGGUCCAUCGCAUUGUGCACAAAACAGGAAUUCCAUACAACCCGCAGAGGCAGGGUAUAGUUAAACGUGCCCAUGGUUCUCUGAAGACUAUGCUUUUAAAACAAACGGGGAGAACACUCCCCCAGGGACCGUUUGACUACAGCUCUCUUUACCCUUAAUUUUUUGACCCUAGAUACCCAGGGGCGGUCAGCUGCUGAUCGGCACUGGUCUCCAGACCCUCGGCAGGUCACGAUGCUGCAAGCGACAUGGAAGGACCAGGUUAAUAAUGAGUGGCAACCACCCGCACCAGUAUUAAUACAGCUGCCCGGCAGCAUUUGUCUUUUCCCACAGGAUGCGGAAGCACCCCGAUGGGUUCUUGCUCGAUUGGUUCGGUUUGUCAAUAUACCUGACCCUGCUAACCUUGAUGACACAAGCGUCCCAGAUGUCAGUACGAUGGGCGAUUGUGCAUCAGCUGCCUUUUUUGCUCCUUUUUGCUCGUCAUGAUUCCAUUUUUCCGCAAGUGUUUGCCACUAAUCUUACUACUGGUCUGGCUUCCAAGCCAUUGGAUAGUGCCCUGUUGGGCCAGGGUGAGGUAAAAUUAUUUAAUGACAUUUAAUCUGCAAACAUUAGUUCUACCAUUGAACAAUCCAUUAGUAUCCAAAAUAAUAGAUCAGAGAGUUUGUCUACUGUUGUUUGCCUGUCCCCUCCUUCUUUUUUGUCCUCUUCAAUAAUGCAGGAAAUGCAACUGUGUUGAAUUGUUCAGCGGAGCCCUGCACCCUCUCUGCCUGCUGGACCCGGAGUGCGGAGAGGGCAGUGAUCGUUCGUCUGCCUUCUACUUUAGUCAUAACUGUGGAUGUUUCUGCACAUCUUUCUCCUGUUCUACCUAGGAGGAGACGUGAUUUUGGCAUCACUGCAGCUGUUGUCGCUGUUUCAAUAGCGGUGGCCGCGGCUGCCGCCACCGUCUGUCACUCAAACUGCUGCAAAUGCUGACACUAUAAACAAUUUAGUUGCCAAUGUUGUUUUUGUGUUAUCAACAUAGCAAGAUAUGAAUGAACAUUUAUGAAAUGGACUUUUGAUGCUUAAUUAGCAGAUAGCUCUGAUGUAAAAAGGGAUACACACUUUUGUUAACUGCUCACAUGCAUUGUAACUUUUUGUACAGUUUUAUUUGUGUAAUUCCUGUUAUGGUGAAAAAUAUGUUUAUGGAAGAAAAUAGGUUAAAUAGUGUAAUCAGAGGACCUUGGAACCACCAGCUCCUGAACCUGACCUCUCAAUUGGCGAGACAGCUCAUAACUGUUAACAACACUCGGGUUACCCCUGUUAUAAGUGAGGGUCUCAUUGCCUGGUUUAGAGGACUCCUCCCAGAGUUGCUAUUUGUGCAGUCUGCAUAUGGUUUCUCCGUCGGCUACGGAGGCGAAACAAAAAACGUGCUAUUGCGGUCAGGCAAGUACUUGGCGCCAUGGUACUUGACCAGGACUCCCCAGUGGCAUCCGGAUGGGUCAACUUAGCCCUAGAGAACCUGAGAGCUAAAGAUGGGUAAGAGCGUAGCCCGUCCAGACCAACCUAAGACAGCGGUCCGGACCAAGUGCGCCUGAUUAGCGAUGACGGGUAAGGCUGGUCACGGAAUAUGCCAACCUAAGACAGGCCAGGUGUCUCAUUUAAAAGAAAAAAGGGGGAGAUGUCCGGAGCCGCCUGGAGCAUGCGCCAUGUUGCGCAACACACGUGCUAUUAAUUAGUUUUUGCUUUACCGUUUGCCUGCUGAGAAACCACAGGUGUUUCCUAUUAAUCAAAUGAGACUGGGAGGUACGAUGGGAGGAGCUACCAGGUAUAAGAAGAGAACCACGAGAAGGUCAGGAGAUUAUUAUUGCGAGAGGUUACCGCGAGAGGAGCAGAGAGAAGGUCAGGGAAAAGUAAAAGAAAGGUAAAGGAAAAAUAAAGAAGUAAACACUAGCAUCAGGUUGUCUCAAGCCCCUCAUUUCAAUCCUCAGCCCUUCUCUUUUCCUGCCUGUGAAUCCCGCGGGUCGGGACAGCUGGCUCAUAUGGUAGCUCCAUUUUCAGUAGUUUGAGGAAACUCCAAGCAGCUUUUAUAGUGGUUGGACCAGUUUACAUUCCCACUAGCAGUGUAGGAGAGUUCCUUUUUCUGUACAUCCUGGCCAACAUUUGUUGCUGCUAGCUUUUUUAAUUUGUGCCAUUCUUGCUGGUGUAAGGUGGUAUCUCAUUGUGGUUUUGAUUUCCCUGAUAAGUUGUAUUGAACAUUUUUUCAUGUACCUGUUGGCCAUUUGCAUUUCCUCUUUAGAGAAGUAUCUUUUUAGGUCUUCUGCCCAUUUUUUGACUGGAUUGUUUACCUUGUUUUUGUUGAGUCAUGUGAGCUCUUUGUAUGUUUUUGUGAUCAGUCCCUUAAUCAGUUGUAUGGAAUGUAAAAAUUUUCUCCCAAUUCAUAGGGUGUCUCUUAGUUUUGCUUAAUGUCUCUUUUGCUGAAGAGAAUUCUUGUUUCAGCAUAUAUACUUUACUCCUUUAUAAAAAAUUAAUUGUCCAUAUAUCUGUGAUUUUAUUUCUGGACUCUCAAUUCUAUUCCAUUGGUCUCUGUGUCAAAUAAACACUGGUACAUUGUUCCAGUACCAUGUUAUUUUAAUUAUUAGGGCUUUAUAGUAUAGUUUGAAGUCUGGCAAUGUGACAACCAUAUUCUCUGUUUUUGACAAGAAAACUUUGACUAUUCAGGGUUGUUUAUGAUUUCAUGUGGAUUUCAGUAAGAAUGUGUUUGGAAUUUUAAUUGGGAUUGCAUUGAAUAUGUAAAUUGCUUUGGAUAGGAUUGUCAUUUUGAAAAUGUUGAAUCCUCCUAUCCAAGAGCAGGGAGUAUCUUAUCUUCUUUUGGCAAUGUUUUAAAGUUUUCAUUGUUUAGGUCUUUUACCUCCUUUGCUGUACAGCACAAUAGACAGUAACCAACAUGAAGAGACACCCAUCUGAAUGGGACAAAGUAUUUAUACAUCACACAUCUGACGAGGGACUGAUAUCAAAGAUCUACAAAGAGCUUGUGCAACUCAGGGCCUCCCUGGUGGCACCAUGGGUUAAGACGCAGCACUAUGAAGCUAUCUGCAGCCACGGCAGCAAGAGUUAGAUACCUGGCCAGGGAGGUUACCCACAUGGUGU
Messenger RNA from Talpa occidentalis (Iberian mole), 4691 nucleotides. RefSeq lists its product as uncharacterized. The record is from RefSeq and is a predicted model, not a curated record. Gene Ontology annotation, biological process: DNA integration. The transcript has 2 exons. NCBI's taxonomy places the organism in Eukaryota, Metazoa, Chordata, Mammalia, Eulipotyphla, Talpidae. Bases 713 to 1726 code for a protein of 337 amino acids. Gene Ontology annotation, molecular function: RNA stem-loop binding; structural molecule activity.